AAUGUUGAAGUUGAUAAGAAGUGGUACAGAGAUGAGAGUCAAAUUUACAGAGGAUGCAUUCAAUGUGUAGGAGGAGUAAACUGAUAAACAAGUAGUAUUCAAUAACAAAAAUAUUCAUUAUUAUGUGAUUAUGAAGAUUCUGAAUAAUUUUCAUAUAAAUUGUUUGAUUAUUCAUAACUGUGCUUGGCAACUUUCAAGAGUUUUAGUUAUUUUGGUGGUAUAAUUAUAAUGUUGAAUGUGAUCAAAUGCGUUAACACCGCAUAUCUACUUUACUUAUUCGGUUGUAUUGUUUUUUCAGCAGUAGAUUUCUCUGAUGGGUUAAGAUUGAAAAAAUACGAAAAGCAUAUUAAUGCGAAUGAUUUCAUAAAGUGCAAUGGACAGUAUCAUUGUAGCGAUGGAGAACCAUCAUAUUCCAACAUAUCCCACCAAUUAACAUCAACCCAUAGACCUAAUAAAAUUAGAAGAAAGAGAGCUGCAAACGACUAUUGCAUCGAACCAGUACCUACUCCAGAUAAAAUAAUCUCAUAUUCUUGUCCCAGCGAUGGUUCGAAUUCUUGUUCUACGAAAGGAUUAAUUCGUCAGUUUACUAUCGCGACGAUUCAGUGCACCCCGAAUUAUUUUUCAGCACCUGAGACUAAUUUUCAGUCCAUCUGUAAUGGACGAAAUUGGGUUCCACCAAUUGACAGAUGCUUUAAGAAGUGUGAAAAACUCAACCCUGUAAAUGUUGAUCUUCAAUGUUACCGCAAAGGAAUAAAUAUUGCUUGUGAUGAAAACCUGUUGCUGGCUGGCACCAGAAUUCGUCCAACUUGCAAGCAACUGUACAAAUACGGUGAUUUUGUCCCAUCGUAUCAAGAAAUCGUGUGCCUUGAAGAUGGAAAAUGGGAUAAAAUAUUAUUCUCGUGUGUUCCAGAAUGUGGUCGCUCUUACGUGAACGGGGAGCCCUUAAUUUCGGGCGGAGUUGAGGAACGUUACGGUGACUCCCCUUGGCAUGUAGCUAUUUACAAUCAAAAAAAGGUAUUAAUUUGUGGUGGAACGAUCAUCAGUCCAGAAUUGGUUUUAUCAGCUGCGCAUUGCUUUUAUGAUCGAGUGAAUAAUAAGAAACAGGACGCCGUUAAUUAUGAAGUUGUCGUUAGUAAAGUUAGCAGAAAUUAUUCUCAAAUUGAUAACAAAUACCAAAAAGUGUUCAAGAUCAAUGAAAUACGUUACUCUGACAAAGGAUUCGUGGCUUUGGACAAUUAUUACGCAGCUGACAUUGUAAUUUUAAUUUUACAAGAAAAAAUCACCCUAUCGCCGACAGUGUUGCCUGCCUGUGUUGAAUGGAUACCUGUACAGAAACCUCCGGAAGGCACACUUGGCAAAGUUUCGGGUUGGGGAGCCAAUGAAUAUGGAAAACUGAGCGAACGUUUACUUACAACAAAUUUACCCUUUAUUAGUCGAGGGCAAUGUUUGAAUACUGUGCCAAGUGAUUUUAAACCAUUCGUAACACUUGAUAAAUUUUGUGCUGGAUCUCAAACAGGUUCAUCCGUUCUUCAAGGGGAUAGCGGUGGCGGUUUAUUGUUUCGAGAAGGCAAUUUUUAUUAUAUUCGAGGCAUCGUUAGCUUAAAACAACCCACUGCUACUGCAAUUGCAGCCUUCACAGACCUAGCUGAUUAUGUUGACUGGAUUCUUGCAGUACGAAAUGCAAUAGAACAAGGAGAAAAAGACAUCAAAGACGAUGUAAUACUCCCAUCGACAAAAAUUUCUUUAGAUUGUGGACUUUCAUCAACGUAUAUUGAUGAUUCAGCCCCUUGGCACGUAUCCGUUUACAAUGUAACUGAAAAUAGAGUGACAUGUGGAGGUACAAUCAUAAGCUCUCGAUUGAUGCUAUCAGCUGCACAUUGUUUCAAUAUGCCUCUGAAUCUCAGUCAGUAUGAAAUAGCUGUCAAUAAAAUUCCAAAAACCCAGAAAACAUACAAGAUUAAAGAAGUACGUUUUUUCAUUCCGGGACAAACUGCUGCAGAAUAUGAUAUUGCGAUAGUAAUUUUGACAGAGAAGCUCAGUUUCAAUUCAGAAGUUUCGCCAGUAUGUAUAGAAUGGACCAGAAACAGCGAAUUUACUGCUCCUGAAGGAACACUUGGAAAAUUCAUAGGAUGGGACUGGAACAGAAAUGGAACAACUACUUUGCUUACUCAAUCACUACCCUUUAUAAGUCAUGAUCUCUGCGUGAGCAAACUAUCCUCCAGUCAUUUCAAGUCAUUUGUGCAAUUUGAUAAAUUUUGCGCCGAUUCAAAAGCAAUGUCUUAUUAUGCAUCGAGCAGAGGAAGUGGAUUCGUUUUUCAGAACGGUGCUCGUUAUUAUAUUCGAGGCAUUAUGAGCAUUAGGGCACCUGCUCAACUUGGUGUGGCUCUAUUUACCGAUAUAUCUUAUUAUAUCAAUUUGAUAGUUGCAGUUUUGGAUGAGGUUGAGUGAUGAUCUGUAGUUGAAUUAUUUUUAAAUGCCUACAUAAAUUAUUGAAAAUCGAUUAAUCAAAGUCCAAAAAUCGAUUCAUUUUUGAUUUUCGAUUCCAUAUGAUCGAUCAUGUUCGAAAUGAAAAAUUGAUUUUUGGCUUUUGAAAUAGACUUCCAGGUCAAAAAUCGAUCAUAUUUAAAAAACGAUAAUCGAUCCCCAAAAAUCGACUUAUUGCGAUUUUCGAUUUAAUACUUUGAUUGGUUAUGUUUGAACUGAAAUAUAAAUUUCAUGAACUUUUUGGCCUCCAAAGUGGAUUUCUGGCCAAAAAUCGCGCAUGAUUGAAAAUCGAUCAAUCGAACCCCAAAAAUCGAUUCAUUUGUGAUUGUCAGAUUUUCGAUUCCAUAUAAUGAUUGACCAUGUUCGAAAAAGAAAAAUAGAUUUUGGCCUUUAAAAAUAAGACUUCCACAUCAAAAAUCGAUAAUCGAUCCCCAAAAAUCGAUUUAUUUGCGAUUUUCGAUUUAAUAUUUUUAUUGGUUAUGUUUGAAGUGAAAUGUCAUGAACUUUUUGGCCUCAAAAAAUAAAAUGGACUUUUUGGCUAAAAACUGAUCAUGAUUAAAAAUCGACCUAUCGAACCCCAAAAAUCGAUUUAUCUGCGAUUUUUAAUUCAAUAUCGUAAAAUAAUGUUUGCACAUAUUUUAAGAACAUCUUGUAUUUUUAGUGAAUAAAAUAAACCUACGUU
Molecule: messenger RNA, 3166 nt
Organism: Planococcus citri (citrus mealybug)
Lineage: Eukaryota; Metazoa; Arthropoda; Insecta; Hemiptera; Pseudococcidae
Product: modular serine protease-like
Exons: 14
Coding region: 229-2448 (739 amino acids)
Biological process (GO): proteolysis
Molecular function (GO): serine-type endopeptidase activity
Source: RefSeq, a predicted model, not a curated record